Messenger RNA from Phragmites australis (common reed), 2342 nucleotides. RefSeq names its product YTH domain-containing protein ECT1-like. The record is from RefSeq and is a predicted model, not a curated record. Lineage: Eukaryota; Viridiplantae; Streptophyta; Magnoliopsida; Poales; Poaceae. The transcript has 9 exons. Gene Ontology annotation, cellular component: cytoplasm. Gene Ontology annotation, molecular function: mRNA binding. Bases 174 to 1934 code for a protein of 586 amino acids. Gene Ontology annotation, biological process: mRNA destabilization.
UCAUUGGUGGGCAGGGGCGCUCGUCGUUCACCUUCUCUCUCCUCGCGUCCAAUAAAAAGGGGGGAAUUUUUUUCUUUUCCUCCUCCCUUUGCCCCAAAUUUGAUGCUUAAACCCUCCCCGGGAGGACUCCAAUCCCGACGCGCGAGCCCGCCAGCCGCCCCCGGAUCUCGGCCAUGGCCGCCGCGCCGCAGCAGGCCCAGGGCUCCGCUGAAAGCUUGAUUCCGCUGCAGUCAGAAGCUGUACUCGAGAAUAACCCCUCUAAGAGUGCAAACACCAAGGAGCAGAUUCUUUCUAGUACAGAGAAUAUGAUGUCAAGCAAUGCGCAUGGUGCCAGCUCCUUAAAGUUGCCAAAAGGUGCACCAGAGAAGGCUAACUCUGUCGGGAAAGGUGGAGAACAGCAUUUUCUCUACCAACACAAUGUGUAUGCACCGCAGCCACAAGCACUCUAUCCUGGAGGAUACAUGAACCCUUCGGGGCAAUGGGAAGAAUAUCCCCAUUAUGUGAAUAUGGAGGGCCUCCAUUCUGUAUCACCUGGAAUCUACAAUGAGAACCAGUCACUCAUGCUAUCUCCUGGAUAUGCAAACAAUCCCCAAAUGAUGUAUGGAACUUAUUCUCCUGUUUCAACCGUUGGAGAUGGCCAACAAUACUUCCCUGUGCACUUUCCCUUCUCAAGUCCUUACUACCAACCACCAGCUUCUCCUAGCAUGGGAUAUUCAAACUCUGCGACAGGAAUAUCUCAAGGAGACCCUAUGUUGCAGCAAGAGUACUUCCUUCCUGAUGGCCUUCUAUAUUCACCCACGCCAGGGUAUCAUCAACCAUUCAGUUCGUUCGACAGACCACCAACACAGCCAAAUAGCACUCCUGGAUUGUUUGGUCAAGGGAAUGUACCACUGGCUUCUGGAAUGCAUCACGGAUCGCUGUAUGGUCCUGGAUCCUACAAGGCACGCCAGCAAGGUAGCAAAUUCGGUGGCAGUACUCCAAGCUGGGGUUCUGCUGGCCGCAGAUUUGGUACAUUUGACUUGAGUGCCAAUCAACAAAGGGGGAGCAUGCUAUUUGGUAGUCACAAUGGCUCUCUGGAGUUUAUGAAUGAGCAAAACCGCGGCCCACGUGCUACAAAACCAAAGAUACAAGACACAGAGAAUUCCUUAGGAGAUGAAAAAAGUGAGAAAACUGUUCCGCUGAUCGAUAGCGAACUGUACAACCACCCUGGUUUCAUCACCGAGUACACGGAUGCAAAAUUCUUUGUAAUAAAGUCCUACACUGAGGACCAUGUACAUAGGAGCAUUAAGUAUAGUGUUUGGGCCAGCACAGCCAGCGGGAAUAGAAAGCUGGAUUCUGCUUACUGUGCGGCCAAAGAGAAAGAAGAGCAUUGUCCGAUUUUCUUGUUUUUCUCGGUUAAUGGUAGUGGUCAGUUCUGUGGUGUGGCUGAGAUGAUUGGACCUGUUGAUUUCGACAAAAGUGUUGAUUACUGGCAGCAGGACAAGUGGAGUGGCCAGUUCCCUGUUAAGUGGCACAUAAUUAAGGAUGUCCCAAACAACCUUUUGCGGCACAUCACUCUUGAGAACAAUGAUAAUAAACCUGUGACUAACAGCAGGGACACCCAGGAGGUGAAGCUGGAACACGGUCUCCAGAUGUUAACCAUCUUCAAGAACCAUGAGACAGAGACAACAAUUCUGGAGGAUUUUGACUUCUAUGAGCAACGGGAGAAAGCCUUGCAGGAGAACCGACGUCAACAGCAGCCUGCCAGCACUGAUCCUCAGAAAUCAGCAGAUAUAUCAGAAUCAUUUGCUCAGGUCAUCCAGUUAACUGAGACCGAGAACAAUGGCAAAAACUUGAAAGCUGAGGGCACCCCAGCUGAAAACGGAUCCACUGCCACGAUCAAGGUGGAAGAAAACGCAAACUCGAAGGCAGACUCUGUGGAGGAAAGCAGUUGAUUUAUCGGGCUCCUAUCUGCUAAUUUCGAGCGGCAGUUGAAUAGUAUGCUGCUAAAUGAAGGUGGGAAGGGGAAAAGAGGAGGGUUGAUUGUGUUAAAUAUGGUCGUGCUGCUACAGUUGUACAACAUCAUAGGUUUUGUUUCAUCUCCAUUUAGGUUAUAAUUUCAAUAACAUAGUUCCAAAAUUAUUGUUCCCAGUUCUCUUCUAUCCUGUUUUCUUUAUCAUCUUGCGUUGUGUCGCACCAUGAAUGGUGUUCAAUUCUAGUGGUUUAGCCAUAAGAAGCUGCAGAAUUAUGGCGCAGGAGCUUCCCAUAUUCUGCAGUUGGAUGAUGAUACUUUGGAGUUUCUCUGUGUCCAUCCUUCUCUUGUGUAUUUUCAGAGCAAAUCCAAAUCUUGUGUAUUUUCAGCU